GAAACGCGAUAAACAUUGUGUAAUGACAUGUUUACAUCAAACAGCCAGCGUGGUCACAUAUUUUCUUCAGGCAUUUCCUGGGAAUACUACUCGACUCCCGACAAGCCGUUUAAGGACCCCAGGAUGUCCAUGCUUGCUGAACCCCGGAGGAAACAGAAGUGGUCAGUUGACCCCAGGAACAGUGCCUGGAGUAAUGAUGACUCCAAAUUUGGUCAGAAGAUGCUGGAGCGAAUGGGCUGGUCCAAAGGCAAGGGCCUGGGCAGAAGUGAGCAAGGCUCCACCGAACAUAUAAAAGUAAAAGUUAAAAACAACAGCUAUGGUCUUGGAACCAGUGUCAGCCAUGAGGAUAACUGGAUUGCCCACCAAGAUGAUUUCAAUGAGCUUCUUGCACAGCUGAACAACUGCCAUGGCCAAAGCAACAACACCGAACCUCCUCCAGAGGAGCAGAAAGGCUUCAGUUUGGAAGAGAAGUCCAAGACCUCCAAAAAGAGGGUCCAUUACAUGAAAUUCACUAAAGGGAAGGACCUGUCCUCCCGUAGUGAAACAGACCUUAACUGUAUCUUUGGGAAGCGAACAAAAUCUGCCACAGAACAAGACCAGGAGAGCAACAGCAGCGAUUCUCAGGGUGAGAAGGAGACCACGACCACUGCCCCCACUGAACUUGAUACAGAGUCCAUCACCAAGACUGUGACGAGUACUCUCACUAUGCAGGAGUAUUUUGCACAGCGAAUGGCUCAGUUGAAGAAGGCUCGCGGCCAGGCUCAGAGUACAGAGACCAAUGACAUAUCAGGUCCAUCCGAGGAGCCUAGUCCCAUCCACAGCACCGAUGAAAAUGCAGAAGAGCCCAAAAAGAAAAAGAAGAAGAAGAAGAAGGCGAAAAAGGCUGAAGAGGAGACGGAAGUGGUCGAAGCAAACUGUGAAGCUCCCAUCAUAGUGGAAGAUGAUGAGGAGCAGGAGCCUUUAAAGAAAAAAAAGAAGAAAAAGAGAAAAGCUGAAGAAAAUGAAGGGGCUUUGAAUGAGAACUGUAGCUCCACCUCUGGUGUAGAGCAGGACUGUGAGGAGGUGCCUCCCUCCAAGAAGAAAAAGCUUAAAAAACACAAAAAGGAAACUGAGCUUCUAGAUGGACUAAAUGGGCUAACUGAGGAUCAAUCUGAGGUCGUACACAAAAAGAAGAAGAAGAAAUCCAGAGAGGAGGUGCAUGAUGUGGUAGAAGAGGACAAAGAGGAGCUGGUAGAGAAGAAAUCCAAAAAGGACAAGAAAAAGAAACAUCAAGAUUAGGGAGGAACUGAUAAAACUGGCCUCCAAUUCUGUCGGUUCUUUAGGCUGCAGGAGGACUUAUAUUAUCCUGUUAUCAUACAGAUGAUCAUGGAGGCAUACAGAUAUGGAGUACAUGCCUUUAUGAGUAAAUCAAAUGUCUUGUAAAUAUACCACUUAAUAACUUGUUAAUGAAGAUCACUUUGCUACAGUGAGGAGAAAAGAGAAAUUACACAUUUGAUCACAUUAGAACUUGAAGCUGCCCUUUAAAGUCAUCAAUUUGUUCUCUUGGGCACCAGGACACACCAUUGUAGCUGCAGAUGGUAAAAUGCCUUGCCUUUAAGAAAUGGGUUGACAUUUUGGGAAACUUGCUUAUUCACUUUCUUGCUGAGAGUCGACACUGUCAGUCUGAACGGUAAAUAUGAAG
This is a messenger RNA of Thunnus maccoyii (southern bluefin tuna), 1681 nucleotides long. It is a transcript of the gene pinx1, whose product is annotated as PIN2 (TERF1) interacting telomerase inhibitor 1. Gene Ontology annotation, biological process: regulation of ribosome biogenesis. Bases 28 to 1278 code for a protein of 416 amino acids. The transcript has 7 exons. The record is from RefSeq and is a predicted model, not a curated record. Lineage: Eukaryota; Metazoa; Chordata; Actinopteri; Scombriformes; Scombridae. Gene Ontology annotation, cellular component: nucleolus. Gene Ontology annotation, molecular function: nucleic acid binding; telomerase inhibitor activity.